AACGAUCCAUAGUACAAAGUCACUUGCAGCGCCAACACAACACAACACAUCCAGUUCCAGUCCCAGUGAAGAGUUGUAGUUCAUCAACCCAAUCGAAAUGUUCAAAUUCGUGUUGAUCGCCAGCCUGCUGGCCACCGUUGCCCUCUCCGCACCCAUCGACCAGACCGAGGAGGACAGACUAGAGCUUGAGCGCCAGCAGAACGAAAGUGCACAGUACUCCUUCAAUUCCAACAUCGACGAUCAAAUCAACGAUGGCUCCAACUCGAGGACGGAGACGCGCGAUGGUUCGACGGUCCAGGGAUCGUAUAGCUACACGGAUGGGUUCGUGAAGCGCACCGUUCACUACAUCGCCGAUGAGAAUGGCUACAGGGUGCUCAAGGACGAGAUGCAGGACAUUGGCGAUGGACCCCGUUUCAAUCCCGAUGGCCAGGCCGACGUUGAGGGCUCCCUCAUCGGCAAGUACUCGAUCAAGCUGGACAAGAGCGAUGAGGAGAAGCACUACAAGGAUAUCAGGGCCUAAUCCCAACACCCUGUGCUUAGUUAGAGAAUUUCUAACAUUUAGAAAUGGACUGAAUACGAGUAUUUCGUAAAGUAAAAUUACAACCAUCCGAACAAAACAAAGUUGUACAUUUUUUUCUCCCUAAUAAAACAAGAAAAAUAAUU
Drosophila subobscura is the source of this 663-nucleotide messenger RNA. It is a transcript of the gene Cpr51A, whose product is annotated as larval cuticle protein A3A. The coding region runs from base 98 to 520 and encodes 140 amino acids. Gene Ontology annotation, cellular component: chitin-based extracellular matrix. The record is from RefSeq and is a predicted model, not a curated record. The transcript has 2 exons. Lineage: Eukaryota; Metazoa; Arthropoda; Insecta; Diptera; Drosophilidae. Gene Ontology annotation, molecular function: structural constituent of chitin-based larval cuticle.